GUUUUCCUCUCGGCCCUUUGGCUUUCCUCGAGUGACUCGUUGGGGAAAUUUCGAAUCUCUCAGAAGUUUCUCGAUUGAAAUUCAAAUCUGUACUUCGCAUAUCGUGGUCGUCAUUUCCGGAAUUAGGGUUCCGAUAUGCCCCUGUUCAUGCCCGAUGACGAACUGUCGCGGCUGUCUAGCGACGCCGCGACGGUAGUGGCGGCAAAAGCCGAUGAGUUCAUUCGGAAGGUGUACGCCGAACUCGAGAGCGUCCGUGCCAAGGCCGAUGCGGCGUCCAUCACAGCGGAGCAGACUUGCUCCUUGCUCGAGCAGAAGUACCUCUCGCUCUCUCAGGACUUCUCGUCGCUUGAAUCUCAGAACGCCCAGCUUCAGUCCGCCAUUGAUGAUCGACUCGCUGAACUCGCUCAGGCGCAGGCGCAGAAGCACCAGCUUCACCUCCAAUCGAUUGAGAGAGAUGGGGAGAUAGAGAGGCUGAACACAGAGAUGUCUGAGCUGCAUAAGUCUAAGAGGCAGCUGAUGGAGCUGUUGGAGCAAAAAGAUGCAGAGAUCAGCGAGAAGAAUUCAACCAUCAAGAGUUAUUUGGACAAAAUUGUCAAGCUGACUGAUGUUUGUGCGGUUAAGGAGGCUCGUUUGGCUGAAGCUGAAGCAGAACUGGCACGUUCUCAAGUUACGUGUAGUCGUCUUUCUCAGGAGAAAGAACUUAUUGAAAGGCAUAACAAAUGGCUUGAUGAAGAGUUGGCAACCAAGGUUGAUAGUUACUCUGAUCUACGUAGAAGGCAUUCUGAUCUCGAGGCUGAAAUGUCAGCAAAACUUGCAGAGGUUGAGAAAAAAUAUAAUGAAUGUUCUGGUUCGUUAAACUGGCAUAAGGAUCGGUUGAGAGAGCUCGAAUCAAAGAUUACAUCUUUGCAAGAGGAACUCAGCUCAUGCAAAGACGCAGCGUCGGUCACUGAAGAGCAAUACAAUGCUGAACUUUUCACCGCAAAUAAGCUUGUUGAGCUGUACAAAGAAAGCUCAGAGGAAUGGUCUAGAAAGGCUGGAGAGCUCGAGGGUGUCAUUAAGGCUCUCGAGACGCGCUUGAACCAAGUGGACAGUGAUUACAAAGAGAGACUAGAGAAAGAACUAUCUGCAAGAAAACAACUAGAGAAGGAGUAUGACGACCUCAAACAAAAAGUUGAAAAGUGUGAAGCAGAAAUCGAGAAAACUAGGAAGGCAAAUGAGUUGAAUUUGCUCCCCUUCAGCAGUUUGGCGAGACGGGUUGAUGAUUCUGAUACUAGGGACAUGAUUGAGGAGAGCCAGAUGAUAGUUCCGAAGUUACCUGCGGGGGUUUCUGGAACAGCACUAGCAGCUUCACUCUUACGCGAUGGAUGGAGUCUGGCAAAAAUUUAUGAGAAAUAUCAAGAGGCUAUUGAUGCUCUACGGCAUGAACAAUUGGGUAGGAAGGAAGCUGAAUCGGUACUACAAAGGGUCCUAUUUGAAUUAGAAGAGAAAGCAGGAGUCAUUCAAGAGGAAAGAGUUGAGUAUGAGAGGAUGGUUGAAGCUUACUCUCUAGUCAAUCAGAAACUUCAGGAUUCUGUAUCUGAACAAUCAAAUUUUGAGAAGAUUAUACUGGAGCUAAAGACUGACUUGAGGAGGCGUGAACGAGAAAACACUUUGGCUCAGAAAGAUGUAUCUGACUUACAGAAGCAGGUUACGAUUUUGCUUAGGGAGUGUCGGGACAUCCAACUUCGUUGUGGAUCUGCCAGGGAUGAUGAAGCAGAUGAUCCUGUGCUUUCUGAUGUUGAAAUGGAUAUGGAGUCUGAUGCGGAUAAAAUAAUUUCGGAGCAUCUUUUAACAUUCAAAGAUAUAAAUGGAUUAGUAGAACAAAAUGUGAAGCUCAGGAAUCUUGUUCGUAGUCUCUCUGAGCAGAUUGAGGGUAGGGAGAUGGAGCUAAAGGAAGCAUUUGAGCUAGACCUCAAGAGGAAGAUGGACGAAGCUGCUUCUAAGGUUGCUGCUGUCUUAGAGAGAGCGGAGGAGCAAGGGCGGAUGAUUGAAUCGCUACACACUUCUGUUGCAAUGUAUAAACGAUUAUACGAAGAGGAACAGAAGCUCCAUUCUUCUUAUUCCCAUCCUGCUGGUGUGCCCCAAGUUCAAGGAAGGACGGACUUGUUACAUCUGCUUGAAAAUUCACAGGAAGCUACUAGAAAAGCCCAAGAGAAAGCUUCUGAACGGGCCAAUUCUCUCGAAGAGGACUUGGCAAAGGCAAGGAGUGAGAUAAUAGCUAUAAGGUCUGAACGGGAUAAGUUGGCCAUGGAGGCAAAUUUUGCUAGGGAAAAACUUGAGGGUAUCAUGAAAGAGGUUGAGCACCAGAGAGAAGAAAUGAACAACAUCUUGGCAAGAAACAUAGAGUUCUCGCAGCUGAUAGUUGGCUACCAACAGAAGUUGCGUGAGAGUUCAGAGUCUGUGAAUGCAACAGAGGAGCUUUCUAGGAAAUUUUCUAUGGAGGUUUCUUUUCUAAAACAAGAAAAGGAGAUUUUAUCAAAUGCUGAAAGGAGAGCGUGUGAUGAAGUUCGUGCUUUAUCAGAGAGAGUUUAUCGCCUACAGGCUAGUUUGGACACUAUUCAGAGUGCAGAGGAAGUUCGUGAGGAAGCGAGAGCUAAUGAGAGAAGGAAACAAGAAGAGUAUAUCAAGCAAACCGAGAGAGAAUGGGCUGAAGCUAAGAGGGAACUACAAGAAGAAAAGAAUAAUGCUCGGAAUCUUUCUUCAGAUCUUGAGCAAACUCGGAAAAAUGCUGCAAAGCAAGUAGAAGAAACGAGGAAAGAGUUAGCUAACACCUUGAAGACGUUAUCAGCGGCCGAGUCAAGGGCUUCUGUGGCUGAGGCCCGACUUUUGGAUUUACAGAAGAUCAGAUCUUCAGACGCUAAGGGUCUUGAUGUGGCCAACAGCAGUGGAACUCCCUCACUUUCAAACAAUGAGAUUUCUGUGGAAUUGGGCAUGGCUAAGGAAGAAAUAGAAAAGUUUAAGGAAGAAGCCGAAGCUAACAAAAGUCACAUGCUUCAGUACAAGAACAUAGCCCAGGUGAAUGAAGCUGCAUUAAAGCAGAUGGAAUCUGCUCAUGAGAACUUCAAACUUGAGGCUGAAAAGCUGCAGAAAUCGUUGGAAACUGAGGUUCUUUCACUUAAGGAGAGAGUAUCUGAGCUUGAAAAUGAGUGUAUCCGAAAAUCUGAGGAAGUAACCUCUGCAGCUGUUGGAAAAGAAGAAGCUCUUGCAUCUGCAUCAGCUGAAAUUGCAUGUCUGAAAGAAGAAUGCUUAGUUAAGAGUUCUCAAAUUGGAGCCAUGGAAGUUCAAAUUUCUGCUCUAAAGGAUGGCUUGGAGCGGGAGCAUGAGAAAUGGCGGGCAGCUCAGGGGAAUUAUGAAAGACAGGUCAUUCUGCAGUCUGAAACCAUUCAAGAGUUGACAAAAACAUCACAAGCUUUGGCAACCCUUCAAGAUGAGGCAUCUGAAUUACGUAAAUUGGCUGAUGCACAAGAAACUGAAAAUUCUGAGCUUAAGGCCAAGUGGGAUGCUGAGAAAUCAAUGCUGGAGGAGCAAAAGAAUCUUGCUGAGAAGAAGUAUCAUGAACUCAACGAACAGAAUAAAUUACUCCACAAUCGACUUGAGGCUAUGCAUAUUCAUUCAGCUGAGAAGGAUGUCCGUGCUGGGAAAACUUCUUCCGGAACCAGUGAUUCUGAUCAGCUUGGUGAUGCUGGUUUGCAAAGUGUCAUUAAUUAUUUACGCAGGACAAAGGAAAUAGCAGAAACAGAGAUCUCUUUACUGAAACAAGAAAAACUGCGACUUCAAUCUCAACUUGAGAGUGCAACAAAGAUGGCAGAAUCUGCACAGGCAUCACUUAAUUCUGAGAGGGCCAGUUCAAGGGCAUCAUUAUUGACCGAGGAAGAAAUCAAAUCUCUUCAGCUUCAGGUCAAAGAGAUGAACUUGCUUCGUGAAAGCAACAUGCAACUCAGAGAGGAAAACAAACACAAUUUUGAGGAAUGCCAGAGAAUGCGUGAGGUAGCUCAAAAGGCUAGGAUGGAAUGUGAAAACUUGGAGAACCUAUUGAGGCAAAGACAGACAGAGUUGGAUUCGUUUGCGAAAGAGAUGGAGAGGCUAAGGACGGAGAAAGAUCUUCAAGAAAAGAGGGCUGAUGAGUUGCGGGAGACAUUCAAAAACAUUGACGUGGCUGAUUACAAUCGCCUCAAGGAUGAAGUGCGACAACUGGAGGAGAAACUGAAAGCAAGAGAUGCUCAGAUAGAAGAUGUCAAGAAGCUUCUGUUGGAAAAGCAGAGCAGAAUUUCGCAAUUGGAGCAGGAGCUAUCAAAUUACAAAACGGAACUAAAUGAGAGGGAGAAGCGGUUAAAUGAUGCUCAGCAGGCACAGGCUAGCUUGCAGUCAGAGAUUGACAAGCUCAAAGCAGAUUUUAAUAAGCAGAAAGCAGACUAUGAGAAGUACAGGAGAAGCUUUGCUGUGGCCAAGAAAAAAUUAGAAAAAGAAAAAGAGGACAUGAGCAAAGAAAACCAAACUCUUUCUAAGCAACUGGAAGAAAUUAAGCAAAAUAAAAGAACUGCAAGUGAUGCCACGGUUGAGCAGGUCAUGAAGGAGAAAGAGGAAAAAGAACAGAAGAUUCAGAUUUUGGAUAAUUAUGUCGACAAGCUGAAAGAAAAGCUCAAGCACAGGGACGAUGAAAUGAAGAAGAAGGAUGAUGAGUUAACGAAAGAAAAAGCCGAACGCAAGUCUGUUGAGAAGAUAGUUGAGGACUCCUUGACAAAAGUUAAAAAGGAGAAGAAAAAAGUAGAAGAUGAGCUUGUAAAGCUUGAGAGGUAUCAGUCCGCACUCACUCGUCUGUCAGAAGAAUUAGAGAAAUUGAAACAAGCAGAAGGCAGUCUUCCCGAGGGUACUUCUGCCGUCCAGGUUCUAUCUGGAAGCAUAUUGAGUGACCAAGCUACUGCCUUUAUGUCAGCAGUAGAUUACUUUGAAAGUGUAGCACAUUCUAUUAUCGUCAAUUUCCAAGUCAGCGCAAAACCUACCGAUUCAGUAGCAGAUCCUUCGCAGGGCUCUUCUGCCACUGCUGAGCCUUCGACUGUCGUGAAGGCCUCUCCUGCAACACCUUCAGCAGCUCCCAUGGGAUCUAGCCAGCCUCCGAAAGCAUCGGAUAACAGAGAGAAGAGGAUAACUUUGCCUAGACCGGGCACUGAGCUCCGAAGACCGGGUAGGAAAAUUGUUCGUCCCCAACUUGUCAAACCCAAGGAACCUCAGGGCGAUGUAGAGAUGUCAGAAGCUGAAAUACCCGGGGACGAAGGCAAACAACCAUCAUCCAGUGAAAUCGAAAGCCAAGCAAAUGUUUCUGUUGCUCCAACCCAAACCCAUGCUUGCAAGCGGCAGGCGGAAUCAUUGGCCUCUGAGCCUCACGAGAUUACGGCUCAUGGAGAAACCAGUUCCGAGAUUGCACCGCCUGUGUCGAAGAAGUCGAAAGUAUCAGAGAUACAGACCGAGAGUGGCGAGGGGCAAUCUUCCGUUGUUCAGGGCGAAAGCCUUGCGGCCGAACCAGCAGUGGAUGAGUCCUUAGACGCUGCUGAGAAUGAUGGUGAAAGGGAAGAUAUAGAAGCCGAAACGGGUGAGGAGAAAACGGAGGAACCCGGGGAGCUGCAGCAAGAUAAUGAAGCUGAAUUGCAGGAUGAUGCUGGCGAAAUGGCAGAAGAAAACCUGCCCGAGGCAGAUGCAUCUGUGGAAGAAGGGUCAAAAGACCAGAUUGAGACCGAGCAAGACAACCAAGAUCUUAUGACAGAGAUGGAUUCCGAGAAGGAAGAGGGAGAGCUCGACGGAGAUGCAGCAGCUGAUCCUGAAGGAGCUGCCGCUGAUAUAUCGGGCAUGAUCAGGAGCCCUGAAAUCGGGGAACUGCAGCCCGAGAUUCUGGCUACCCCCACACAGUCGCCUGCUAGGAUCGACUCAUCAGUGGAAGAAGGGGAAGCGACUCUGGACCCAUUAAUUGACGAGAAGAACGGUGAAGGCGACGGAACUGAAGAUCUCACUGCUGCUGCAGCCGAAGGCUCUGAUAAGUCUGGCGAUGGUAACGAUCAACAUGCGGCCGAGAAUGACCCCACACCAGAAGUCACGAUGCCCGCAACCUCUUCUGUGACCCCCACAGCCUCGACAACGCCCACGCCGCCUGCCGCCAUUGUGGCUCCUUCUGGUGAAACUGCAGAGCCCGAAGAAGCAAAGAGAGCGACCUCACCAUUGGGCAGUUCGUCAACGAUUGUGAAUCUAUCUGAAAGAGCUAGGGAGCGGUCUGCCAUUCGACAAGCACAAGCUGGAGCCGGGACUGGGGCAGGGGCUGGGGCUCGAGCUCCUUUGGCAGUCAGGGCUCGAGGAAGAGUGCGUGGACGAGUUAGCGUUCGUGGCGGCCGAACCAUGCGUGGCCGUGGACAACCCCCGAAUCAGCAGCAGUAAUUUUUACAACUAAAUUAGAUUAAUCUCGAAGACAUUUACUCGCAAAAAAAAAAUCUGUUCUUUACUACUCGAAAUUUCAACGAUUGCGGAGUUUUUUUCACUUUUUCGUUUCCCUCAAUUUCAACUUCGCAAUUUGUCCUUGUUAAAAAAAAUUAAAAGCAAUUGUUGGUUA
Molecule: messenger RNA, 6631 nt
Organism: Tarenaya hassleriana
Lineage: Eukaryota; Viridiplantae; Streptophyta; Magnoliopsida; Brassicales; Cleomaceae
Product: nuclear-pore anchor
Exons: 48
Coding region: 136-6459 (2107 amino acids)
Biological process (GO): mRNA export from nucleus; protein import into nucleus
Cellular component (GO): nuclear pore
Molecular function (GO): structural constituent of nuclear pore
Source: RefSeq, a predicted model, not a curated record